Molecule: messenger RNA, 2598 nt
Organism: Dictyostelium discoideum AX4
Lineage: Eukaryota; Evosea; Eumycetozoa; Dictyosteliales; Dictyosteliaceae
Exons: 3
Coding region: 1-2598 (865 amino acids)
Cellular component (GO): cytoplasm
Source: RefSeq, a predicted model, not a curated record
AUGACAACAACAACAAAUAAUAAUACAACAUAUAAACUUUCAAAAUCAUUACAUGGACAUUCAAAAGAUGUUAGAAGUGUUUGUGUACUUUCAGAUGGUAGAAUAGUUACAGGUUCAAGAGAUCAUUCAAUUAGAGUUUGGGAUCCAUCAAAUAAUUAUUCAAGUAUAGAAUUACAUGGUCACACUCAUUUCGUUGGCACAGUUGUAUCAUUACCACCAUCAUUAUUAUUAGCUGAACGUGCAUUAGCAUCUGGUGGUAAUGAUAAAGUUAUUUGUGUUUGGGAAAAAUCAGCUUUUCCAAGAGAUUCAUCAAAUAAUAAUAAUAAUAAUAAUAAUAAUAAUAAUAAUAAUAACAACAAUAAUAACAAUAAUAAUAAUAAUAGUAGUAAAAAAGGUAAUGAAGGUGGUGCACCAUCAUUAAUGUUAUUAGGACAUAAUGAUUCAGUUUCAACACUUGGUGUAACAAAUGAUGGUUUGAUUAUCUCUGGUAGUUGGGAUAAAACAAUUAAAGUUUGGGAAAAUGGUGAAUGUUUAACAACAUUAUCAGGACAUGAAGCAUCAAUUUGGUCAGUUAUUGGAUUACAAAAUGGAAAUAUAGUAUCAGCAAGUGCAGAUAAAACUAUAAAGAUUUGGGAACAAAAUGGUAAAGGAAAUUAUUCAGUGAUAAAGACAUUGAAAAAACAUAAGGAUUGUGUUAGAGGAUUGGCAGUUAUUCCAGAUUUAGGGUUUGCAAGUUGUAGUAAUGAUGGUACCGUUUUCAUUUGGACAAUCGAUGGUGAAUUGGUUCAAGAGUUGUCAGGUCAUAGUUCAUUUGUUUAUGCCGUUAUCAAUAUUCCAAACUUUGGGUUUGCUUCAGUUGGUGAGGAUAGAACUUUACGUAUUUGGAGAGACGGUGAGAAUGUUCAAACCUUGACUCAUCCAUCUGGAGUUUGGGAUUUAUCAUACUCACCCAAUGGCGAUAUUAUCACUGGCUGUGCAGAUGGUGUUGGUUAUGUUUGGACUAGAAAUGAAAAAAGAUUUGCAACUCAAGAGGAGGUACAACAAUAUCAAGAUAAUUUAGCAGCUCAAACUAUUAUGUCUGAUAAUGUUGGUGAUAUUAAAAUGAAUGAAUUACAAGACGUCAAUGAAGCAUUGAUUGCCGAUGGCACUAAAGAUGGUGAAUUAAAGGUUGUAAAGAAUGGUAAAAUCGCUGAAGCUCAUCAAUGGAGUGCAUCUGAAGCUAAAUGGAUUAAAAUCGGUGAGGUUGUAGAUGCUAAUGCUGCCAGUAGAAAUAGUUCAAAAGGUGUACUCAAUGGUAGAGAGUAUGAUUAUAUUUUCGAUGUUGAUGUUGGUGAUGGUGUAAUGUACAAAAUUGGUUACGAUCUCACUGAAAAUCCUUACACUGUCGCUCAAGAUUUUAUCUUAAAAAAUGAUUUAGGUCAAGAAUUCCUUGAUCAAGUCGCUCAAUUCAUAAUUAAAAAUUCUGGUCAAGAUACAAUGACUUUUGAAGCAACUCCAAAUCAAGGUGACCCAUUAACUGGUUCAAGUAGAUAUAUUCCAGGUAGUUCAAAUAACAAUAAUAAUAAUAAUAACUAUAGUUCACCAAGUGAUUCAUUUACAGUUCCAAGUAGAUAUAUUCCAGAUAGUUCAAAUAAUAAUAAUAAUAAUAAUAACAAUAACAAUAAUAAUAAUAAUAAUAAUAAUAAUAAUAAUAAUAAUAAUAAUAAUAAUAAUAAUAGAGAUUUUAAUAUUAAACCAACAUCAUUAAUUCCACAAGCAACUUAUACAUUAUUUGAACAAGCAAAUAGUGAAUCAUUAUUAGUUAAAGCAUUAGAAUUUAAUGAUCAACUUUCAUCAAAUGCAAAUACAAAAUCAAUUUCAUUGGAUGAAGAUGAACAAGAGAUUUCAUUGUUUAAGGGAAUUUUAGCAACACUCAGAGAGACAUCACGUUAUCAUUCCUCAUCGUUUAGUGAUAAUCAAUAUAAAGUUAUUUUCAAAAUGUUAACUUGGCCAGCUGAUAAAGUUUAUACGAUCCUUGAUGUUAUUCGUGUUAUGGUUCUACAUCCUGGUGCUUCAAAGACCUUUGAAUCUAUGGUCAUCGAGAAUAGAGCUUCAUCAAGAUAUAAUCUAUUGGUUAUUCUCUUUAAAAUUGUACAAGAAUCCACCGUUAUGAAUAAUCAAAUGUUGGCUUUGAAAAUCUUUUCAAAUAUGUUCCGUCAUGAACCACUUCGUACUUUAUUAACUCAAAGAUUAUUCUCAAAUCCACAAAUUUUAGAAUCAAUUAAAUCAAUCUAUCAAAAACUUUCACCAAAUUCAAACAAAUCUUAUUCAACUGCUUUAUCAACAUUUUUAUUAAAUAUUUCAGUUUAUUCUCAAUAUAAUCAAAUAAAUACAGAGAUUGUUAAUAAGUAUGUUGAAUGUAUGUCAUUAGUAAUUUCAACAGAAUCUGAUCCAGAUUUAAUAAUGAGAUGUAUUUGUGGUUUAGGUACAAUUUUAAUGACCUAUAAAGAUUAUAGACCAUCAGGCUCAAUCAGUACAUCCGUUAAAAACUCAAUUUCAAAAGUUACCUUUAGUGAUAAGUUUACCGACUCUGUCAAUCUCUUAACAAAAUUAUUAUAA